AUGACUGCAAUCACUACUCCAGUGAUUCACAACUUCACAUUAAAAAAGUACUCAAAGUUUGAUCACGAUAAAUGGAUUCAUCAGCCAUAUCGCACAGAUUUAUCCAUCACGUUUAUUGAAACAGCCACCAUCAACAACAAGGAUGUAGACGUAAUUGUACACUGGAAAGGAUCAAGUAUUGACAAGUUUACUUUAUUCUUGACCGAUAAAGUGAAAACAUCAGUUCUCGUAAAAAGCCCCAACAUUGGUGUCAAACAGUGUAUUGUGAGCACUGACAAUCUAAUCCUUCGGUUCCAAAUUAGUCUUGUUGAUGAUGCCGAGUUUGAAAAGUGUAGGCAAUUUUUACAAAGUAAGUUCCAACAAACAAGCGGUCUCAAUACAAUUGAUGGCUCUACUCGACAGGUACAGGAUAUAUCCAGUCAAGUUAGACAGGAGAUGAAGCAGUUGGCAUCUUUCAGUUCCAAUACCAUCAACAGUUUGGCCAGUGAGCAAUUGCUCAAUAUAGUACUGUUCUCGCAACCAGCACCAGUUGCAAUUGGAAAUGAGGAGUCAAUGUUUGACUUGCAACUGCAAAUACUUUCUCAAAAGCAAUCUCAGCCUCAGGUUUCACUUCACCAACUGGAGCAAAAACAGACGCAAAGACUUGCUGAGUUAUCUCCUCAAAACAUUCAGGGUUCUCAAACCGCAAUACAAUCUCAGAAUACAUGGCAAGCUCAAGAGAUAGGUACAUCGCAACAAGAACCGCAAAUGCAGAACCCAUUGACGUUACAACAAUUACAACAACAAUUUUUAAAAUGGCAACAGAAUCUUGUACAGCAAAGCCAUGGUUACCGGGUUUUGCCUCAAUCGCCGCUACAUUGUGCUUUUCCAAUCGAGUCGUAUAACUUGUCGCAAUCACCGCCAGAAUUACAACAGCAUAGGGUGCUACAGCAGAGUCAGUUUUACGUACAGGAGCCCCAAAAUCCAACUCAUGCCUUAGACACUUCAACAAGCUCUACCAAUCAAGUUCCUAAUAUCACCAUCAAUGAUUUGGUCGAGUUGGAGACUUUGUCAGACUCUCAACUAAAUGCAUUAAUUCAUAGACAAUGUCAACUGGUUCAGUUUAGAGAUUUUGUUAAGCGAUUGGAUAAAAUUAUGGAAAAGAAUAGUUGA
Lodderomyces parapsilosis is the source of this 1152-nucleotide messenger RNA. RefSeq lists its product as uncharacterized. The record is from RefSeq and is a predicted model, not a curated record. Gene Ontology annotation, biological process: reciprocal meiotic recombination. The coding region runs from base 1 to 1152 and encodes 383 amino acids. Lineage: Eukaryota; Fungi; Ascomycota; Pichiomycetes; Serinales; Debaryomycetaceae. The transcript has a single exon.